CACACUAGUCAGUACUCGUUACGACGCCGCAGCGCGAACAACAAAGAAACAUCGCAUCGACAUCAAGUGAUUUUCACGAAAAAUAAAAGCAACUGAACAUUUUAAACAACUGUGUUUGGUGUGUGUGUGUGUGUGUCUGUGUGUCAGUGCAGAACAAAAUGACCGACGACGAAAAAUUAGACGUGUAUUUCAGCAAUGGCGGAGAUGGAGGCCUGUACAACUUGGAAUCCGAAAUUAAUUAUCACGUUACGAUAGUUUCGAACUUGGAAAAAAUGAAGAAACUGCGUGAAAAGGUCAUUCAAGAAAUGGAAAAAGGUCAAAUAUCGACCGAGAAAUCAAGAAUAAAUCUUUUUAAAGAACUUGAUCCAUUGAUCAGUAAUUGGAAGGGUCAAUACCCAGACCUUGGAAAACUUUUCCGUGGCAAAGAAAUGGAUUGGCUUAUCAAGGAAUAUUUGAUGUUUGUUAAAAACCGCGGCACGAUGAAAACCAAUCUACUCAGUUUCGUGAUCGAAUGCGGCUAUAAAGACAACCCCGAUGUGGAUGAAAGCGGCAAGCCACUACUGCGUCGAACCACACCUCUGCAUUAUGCUGGUAAACGCAAGUUUUUUCGCGGACAAAAUACAGUUCAAGAGCUUUUCAAAAUAUACGACAGAUUUGCCGUGAACUACUGCGACGAACGUGGGUACACACAUUUUCAUGUAGCUUGCGCCUCCAACUGUAAAGAUAUCGUUAAGAAAUUCCUCGAGCUGGGCCAGGAUCCCAAUUGCCUACUUCAGAAAUUAGUCGAACCGCCGCUGAACAAGGCUCUAUACUACAACCAUAAGAACGUGGCCGAGGUGCUGCUGAAAAACGGAGCUAACCCUAAUUUAGCCAAUGAAUAUGGAUCGACACCUCUGCAUGUUAUUUGCUCGAGAGAAAGUGACGAUGACCUUGUAGAGCUAUUCUUCCAGAUGUGCGACGACAGUAAUCAUUCAUUACAGGUCGACGCUCGAGAAAAGAGGGACCUGACACCUUUGCACGUAGCUGUGUAUAAAAGUAAUGAGAAAGCAGCUAAAUUUCUACUUCAGAGAGGCGCCAACCCUAAUUUAGCCGCUGAAGAUGGAUCGACACCUCUGCAUGUUAUUUGCUCGAGAGAAUGUGACGAUGACCUUGCAGAGCAAUUCUUUCAGAUGUGCGACGACUGUAAUCAUUCAUUACAGGUCGACGCUCGAAUAAAGUGGGACCUGACACCAAUGCACAUAGCUGUGUGUUAUAACAAUAAGAAAGCAGCUAAAUUUCUACUUCAGAGAGGCGCCAACCCUAAUUUAGCCGCUGAAGAUGGAUCGACACCUCUGCAUGUUAUUUGCUCGAGAGAAUGUGACGAUGACCUUGCAGAGCUAUUCUUCCAGAUGUGCGACGACAGUAAUCAUUCAUUACAGGUCGACGCUCGAGAUAAGUUGGACAAUACACCUUUGCACUUAGCUGUGUGUAAUAACAAUAAGAAAGCAGCUAAAUUUCUACUGAAGAGAGGCGCCAACCCUAAUUUAGCCGAUGAAGAUGGAUCGACACCUCUGCAUGUUAUUUGCUCGCGAGAAUGUGACGAUGACCUUGUAGAGCUAUUUUUCCAGAUGUGCGACGACAGUAAUCAUCCAUCACAGGUCGACACUCGAGAUAAGUUGGGCAAUCCACCUUUGCACUUAGCUGUGCGUAAUAGCAAUAAGAAGGCAGCCAAAUUUCUACUGAAGAGAGGCGCAAACCCUAAUUUAGCCAAUAAAAAUGGAUAUACACCUCUGCAUGUUAUUUGCUCGAGAGAAUGUGACGAUGACCUUGCAGAGCAAUUCUUUCAGAUGUGCGACGACUGUAAUUAUCCAUUACAGGUCGACGCCCGAAAAAAGUGGGACCUGACACCUUUGCACUUAGCUGUGUAUAAAAGUAAUGAGAAAGCAGCUAAAUUUCUACUUCAGAGAGGCGCCAACCCUAAUUUAGCUGAUGAAGAUGGAUCGACACCUUUGCAUUUUAUUUGCGCGAGAGAAUGUGACGAUGACCUUGCAGAGCUAUUCUUCCAGAUGUGCGACGACAGUAAUCAUUCAUUACAGGUCGACGCUCGAGACAAGAUGGAUCGGACACCUUUGCACUUAGCUGUGUGUAAUAACAAUAAGAAAGCAGCUAAAUUUCUACUGAAGAGAGGCUUCAACCCUAAUUGAGCCGAUAAAAAG
Molecule: messenger RNA, 2195 nt
Organism: Trichogramma pretiosum
Lineage: Eukaryota; Metazoa; Arthropoda; Insecta; Hymenoptera; Trichogrammatidae
Product: ankyrin-1-like
Exons: 2
Coding region: 159-2183 (674 amino acids)
Molecular function (GO): protein binding
Source: RefSeq, a predicted model, not a curated record